Drosophila ananassae is the source of this 489-nucleotide messenger RNA. RefSeq lists its product as uncharacterized. Bases 130 to 414 code for a protein of 94 amino acids. The transcript has 2 exons. NCBI's taxonomy places the organism in Eukaryota, Metazoa, Arthropoda, Insecta, Diptera, Drosophilidae. The record is from RefSeq and is a predicted model, not a curated record.
CCAUUUCGGGUAACCUAAUUGAGACUUUGCACAAGGAGGCAGGGCAGAGUGUGUCGAGUGGGCUACACUUGUGCUUCAAUCACACUCCCCUGCUUUGUGUAGACUUGUCACUCAGUCCCAGGCCUCAAGAUGAAGAAGUCCUCGGAUUUCCUCUCCCUCCUGAACAAUCGCGACCUGAUCAAGACUCCCUCGGGCAGUUCAAUCAUCAACUUCCUGGUGAAGCCUAUGAGCGUCGAGAUGACCACGGCGGACAAGCUCAUCACGGGCGCCCGUCGGCAGCGGAUGAUGGAGCUGUUCGAGGAGGAUCGGGCCUGGGAGGCGGCCGAGCUCUCCCGCUUCGGGCUGAGCUGCAUCAAGGCCCCUGACUGCUAUCCCUGCUGCACGCCCUACGAGUGCGGCAAGGUCAAGAUGUAAUUGAACUGUGGCAUAGUCCUUGUAUGUAAAUCCUUAAUGUUAAAAUGCAUAUUACCUGAUGGAGUUCGUAAAGUA